AUGUCCCCUGUUUGUUCUCCCCUGUCUCGCGUCAUGCUCAACAUACGCCUUGCCGAAAACAAUGCGGCGCCAACUAAUAGUGACCUGCAGUGGCAGCCUGUUAUCGGUAUUGUAGCUGGUUUCCUGUCUAUUCUACUCGCCGUCUACCUCAUUCAUGCAUUGUUCCAGUGUCAUGCUUCUGGCGUUUUCCCUCGCAUUCUCGGACAUGCACUUCCUUCAGGCACUCGUCGUAUCCAUUCCGUCACUGAAAGCGAGAUGUCAGGCUCGUGGCCCGAACUUUCGAGUUCUGCUCCUCCUCCAUACACAGCAAGACCAAUCGCAACUCCCCUUUACGCGAUUACAGCGCCCCCUCGGUCACUCCAAAGUGGUCCAGUUCGCUAUUCGCAGAACCUCCCCCCGCUCCGCCGCCACGUAGAUGAAACAAUUUCAAGAGGUUGA
Molecule: messenger RNA, 438 nt
Organism: Suillus bovinus
Lineage: Eukaryota; Fungi; Basidiomycota; Agaricomycetes; Boletales; Suillaceae
Exons: 3
Coding region: 1-438 (145 amino acids)
Source: RefSeq, a predicted model, not a curated record